AUGGCAGUACAGACAUUCCCAUCGGACUGUUCUGAUCUCAUUGACCACAGCCACAUUGCUGAGUUUGAGGUAUCUCUUUGGAUCAAGAUCACUUUGGGCUUAGGGUACAUCUGCCUAUUUGUUGCGGGCAUCUUGGGCAACAGCAUCACCAUCAAGGUCACCAGAAUUCUGCAGAAGAAAGGCUACCUGCAGAAGGAGGUCACGGACCACAUGGUGAGCCUGGCCUGCUCUGACCUGCUGGUCAUCCUGCUGGGCAUGCCCAUGGAGUUCUUCAGUGCCAUCUGGAGCCCCUUUUCCACCCCCAGCGGCAAUAUAGCUUGCAAGCUCUACUACUUCCUCUUUGAAACCUGCAGUUACGCCACUGUGCUGCAUGUUGCCACCCUCAGCUUUGAGAGGUAUGUGGCUAUCUGCCACCCCUUCAAGUUCAAGGCUGUCUCUGGACCCCGCACGGUAAAGCUGCUCAUCGCCUUUGUCUGGGGGACAUCUGUUAUAGUGGCUCUGCCCCUGCUCUUUGCCAUGGGCACAGAAUAUCCCCUGGAAAGUGUUGAGGGCUACCAAGGUAUGACUGACUGCACUGAGUCUACGUCCAAGCACCAUCUCCCUGAGCUGAAGCACAAUGUGACCAUCUGUACCAACCUCUCCUCCAAGUGGUCUCUAUUUCAGGCCAGCAUCUUCAGCGCCUUUGCUGUCUACAUCAUAGUGCUGGGAUCUGUCACCUUCAUGUGCCGCAGCAUGAUGAAAACGCUGAUGAUCCACAAGGAAGGAACUCUGGCAGUGAAGGGUGGACUUGGGCACCAGGAGCAGCGUCUAAGAAAAAGUGAAAGCUCGGAGGGCAAGAGCUCCAGGAGACAGACCAUUUUAUUCCUAGGACUGAUUGUUGCGACCCUGGCAAUAUGUUGGAUGCCAAACCAGGUCAGAAGGAUCAUGGCUGCUUCUAAGCCAAAGCAGGACUGGACUGUCUUAUACUUCAGGGCGUACAUCAUUCUCCUUCCCUUCGCUGACAUCUUCUUCUACCUCAGCUCGGUGGUGAACCCCCUCCUGUACAACAUCUCCUCUCAGCAGUUCCGCAGCGUGUUUCUGCAGGUCCUGCGCUGCCACCUGACCAUAGAGCAUGCCAACAAGGAGAAGUUUCUCAGAGCCAACCUCAGCUCCAGAGAAAGGAGCAGACGGUCUCUACGCCCGCUGCUCUUCAUUUCGUCUAGGCGCAAUUCUUCUUCGAAGGGCAAUAACAAGGUGUUCUUAAGUACUUUUCAGAGUGAGCCCAAGCCUGACUCCAGUCCACAGAAACCAGGUCUUGAACCACCAGAGUCCUGCUUGGAAGUAGUGUCACUGGAGACCAGCUCAGAGCCCCGUCCAGACGCACAAAACGGCCCUUGUGAACAUGAAGUAUGA
Molecule: messenger RNA, 1392 nt
Organism: Mesitornis unicolor (brown roatelo)
Lineage: Eukaryota; Metazoa; Chordata; Aves; Mesitornithiformes; Mesitornithidae
Gene: GPR39
Product: G protein-coupled receptor 39
Exons: 2
Coding region: 1-1392 (463 amino acids)
Biological process (GO): G protein-coupled receptor signaling pathway
Cellular component (GO): membrane
Molecular function (GO): G protein-coupled receptor activity
Source: RefSeq, a predicted model, not a curated record